Setaria italica (foxtail millet) is the source of this 973-nucleotide messenger RNA. RefSeq lists its product as uncharacterized. The record is from RefSeq and is a predicted model, not a curated record. The coding region runs from base 95 to 601 and encodes 168 amino acids. Lineage: Eukaryota; Viridiplantae; Streptophyta; Magnoliopsida; Poales; Poaceae. The transcript has 3 exons.
CCAGUCGCCACCCACCCCCACCAGGGCACCAGGCCACCACUCUCUCUUCUGGUCUCUGGAAUAUGCCAUUCGUCGUUUGUCAUCAUCCCACGGCAUGGCAUCCUCUCCGCUGGCACCGGCCCGGACCUACUCGCCCCUAGCGCCCAAGCUGCCGCUGCCGCUGCCCCCGCCGCCGUGUGGCCGCUCUACUCGUCGCUAUGCUGCGGCCGCACCCCGGUCCGUGCGCGCGCGAGUCAGAGCGACGAAUUCAGGCGACGGCUCGGCCUCCGCGGCGACGGAGGAUGGGAGGAAGCGGUGCCUGAGGUGCGGCGGCAUGUACCGGGACGACGAGAACCACCCGACGGCCUGCGCCUUCCACGGCCACGUCACAGGCGAGAAGGGUCUGUUCUCGCUGUCGCCGCCGCACCAGGGGAUCGACGGCGAGUGGAGCGACAGGAGUGGGGUCAUCGUGUACCGCUGGAACGACGAGGGGAGCCGCCCCAGCACCGGCCGCGCCAACUGGAAGAAGCGCUGGAGCUGCUGCCAGGAGCGCGAGGAGGACGCGCCGCCGUGCCACCGCGGGUGGCACGUCUCCUACGACGACGGCUACACCCUAUUCUAGCUUGCCGCUACCCGUGGUGCUGGCCAACUGCCUUCGCCCUGUCCUCCAUGCAUGCGGAUUGGGGAGAGCCGGCAAGGGGUAGCGUCGCCUGUGGGUGAGGGGCGGCGGCGUCACUAGUGCGGGAGGAGUUUGCCAAGGAGACGAGCGGGAGGAUAAGGCUGAUUGGGAGAAGGAUCGAUCCCCUCUGUGGUCUUCGGAGUUCAGAGGAUAAGAAGGGUAGGAUUGUCAUUUUAAGUCGGUCUAUGUUAGUCAAAGUGAUGAAAAUAAGUUUUCAGUGAAUAAAAUGUAACAUAAUGGUAUUUUCAGUUAACAUUUGUAUACGGGACGAGGUCAUUGAUGGUAUUUUUCGAAAGUCGCGAUCUUUCAGUGCUA